AUGUCUCUUGAUCCAACUAAGCUUCCCGAUCCUCCGAUGCCAUCCUAUACUUUUACUAUUUACCAUCGCGAUGUAUUUGAAAAAUCAAAAUUCAAGAACUACGACUUGUUGCUUGAAAAUAGAUUUGCUCGAUGUCAUGCUAGAGCAAGUUAUUUAGCUUCGGUUCUUGAAUCCCAAAAUGGUGCACAAGGAGGUGAGAUGCCCGAGCUGGUCCAAAAAUCAACGGAUAUUUUCUAUGGGAGUGGUGAGUAUGUCGCGUCUUUUUUGAUUGGCACUCAAAUGAUAAAAAAUUACUUGUUAUUAGACACUGGAAGUGAUUUAAUUUGGUGGCAAUGUGGACCAUGUGAGGCAUGUUACAAACAAGAUCAACCUCUAUAUGAUUCUACUGCAUCCAAAAAAUUUCAAAUAAUCGGUUGCAAUCAACAUGGUAAAAGUUGCAGGACUGUGAGUCCAGCCUAUUAUUGCAAUCUAGAAAAUUUCGAGUGUCGAUAUGAUAUGCAUUACGGUGAUAAUUCACAAACAAAAGGUUUUAUAGCAGACGACGUGAUUACUUUUCUUGUAGAACAUUGGCAAGUUAGGAUCACAUUUGGAUGUAGCAAAGAUCAAACUGGUGAACUAAAUUUCAGUUCUUUCGCGUCUGGGAUCGUUGGUCUUGGACGCGAUCUCACAGAUGGAUAUUCAUUACCAUCGCAAUUUGGGGGAAACGUAAUGUCUAUGUGUCUACCAUCUUUUGAUUCAGGAAAAGGAUCGGUUCUGAGUUUCCAAACUAGCAAGUGGCCAAGAGCAAAAUCAGCAAAAUUGUUAUUUAAUUAUAGGUACCCUUCAUUUUACUUUGUCAACAUUUAUAAAGUUCUUAUUAACGAUAGGGAGGUUCCGGUGAGCCCCUCGUGGUGGAAUUUCAAAGGACCUAUGAUGAACAGUGGAAUGUUCGUGGAUACAGGAACAAGUUAUACAACUUUUCCUCAUGAUUUCUAUACUGUAUUCCGUUACAUAUUCCGAGCAGAAGUGCAAGAUAUUCCCAUGGCUGAAAUUCCAGUCCAACCUUUCGACACUUGCUAUAAGGAAGAUCAAAAUGGUCGUGAUUUAUACUUUCCUGUUGUGAAGUUGUACUUUGGGAGCGUAAACUCGAGUACAGUGUUGCUUCUGGCACAAGAACGAGUUGUUGUGCACUAUCGCGGGCUUUACUGCUUGGCUUUCGUUGGAUGGAAUAGUGAGAGAUCAGUAUUAGGCAUGACUCAACUCCAAGGUGUAGGAUUAACUUUUGAUACUAUAUCAAGUACUUUGUCAUUUGACAUUGAUGCAUGUGAUUGA
This is a messenger RNA of Solanum verrucosum, 1311 nucleotides long. RefSeq names its product aspartic proteinase nepenthesin-1-like. Bases 1 to 1311 code for a protein of 436 amino acids. Gene Ontology annotation, biological process: proteolysis. NCBI's taxonomy places the organism in Eukaryota, Viridiplantae, Streptophyta, Magnoliopsida, Solanales, Solanaceae. Gene Ontology annotation, molecular function: aspartic-type endopeptidase activity. The transcript has a single exon. The record is from RefSeq and is a predicted model, not a curated record.